GACUUAGGGACCUGGAGGAGAGGAAGCUUGAGAGACGAGUGAUGUUUGGGAGCAUCAGGGCAGGCGGCCUCCCUGUACCCCGCCCACCCUGUUAGCAGCGGCCACAAAAUGUGACUCCUCAAUGCCUGGUCUUUAGAUCCUAUGGAAUGAACAACAUGCGGAUGGUAUGGACAAUGGGAUCGCUGUAGGAGGGCAUAACGUCACGUGCAGCGACAGAAGCCAUCUGUGUGCAUGUGUGCGUCCAUGCACGUGAUAGUACAGUGUUUGGGAAUCAUCUACCUGUGUGUGUGUGAGUGUGUGGGAACAGCUUGAGGAUGCGACGCUGCCUCACCUUUGCAACGGGCCUGGUGGAGUGUCUGUGUUUCGCCGGAGCCGUGUUUGGAUGGGCUUCGCUUGUUUUCGUCCUGAAGACAGAGGGCUACUUCAGUUCUCUGUGCGUCAACGCCACAGAAGUCAAUGCCACACAUGUCUUAGAUUGCAGUGGGCAGGAUGAACAGUUCUCGCUUGUUUUCACCAUCGCCUCCUUCAUGAACAAUUUCCUGACCCUGCCCAGUGGUUUCCUAUUUGACCGGUGUGGUACCACAGUGGCUCGGCUCUUUGGAAUAUUUCUUUAUACCAUGGGUACCUUGAUGGUGGCUUUCACAACUUCAGCCUUGUCCAAUCUGCUCUUCCCAGCUAUUGCCUUUCUGGCAGUAGGUGGCAUCUUGCUUCUAAUGACCAACAUGCAGGUAGGAAAUCUGUUUGGCUCUCACCGCUCCACCAUCAUCACCCUUUACAAUGGUGCCUUCGACUCAUCCUCAGCACUCUUCCUCGUCAUCAAGUUGUUGCAUGAGUCUGGCGUCGCUCUCCGCACGUCCUUCCUCUUUCUGUCCUCCUGCUCCGUCAUUCACCUGUUGAGGACUUUCUUCCUGCUGCCCAGAAAAUUCAUUCCCCACCCACUGCCUGACGGCUAUACAUACGGGUUAACUUGUGGUCAGUCUAAGGCUCAGAUCUCAGAGCAGACAACAGGAAAUGGUAACCCCCAGGGGACAAUAGAGGAAACGCCACUCAACAAGGAUGUCCUUGAGAAAGAAGAGAAGGGAUUCCUCAAGUGUUUUCUGUCCAGGUUCUUUUUCUGGCAUCUUCUUUGGCUGUCGGUGAUGCAGCUCAGACAUUACCUCUUCAUCGGCACCCUCAACCCCAUGCUGCAGCGGCUGGCAGAGGGAGAGCCUUCACUGGUGAGCCGGUACACCAAUGCCUUUGCGAUAACGCAGCUGUGUGGUGUGCUCUGUGCUCCCUGGAACGGUCUCAUCAUGGACAGACACAAGGGCAAACCUCGUGAAGCAGGAGAGAGCGAACAGGAGUCGGACCUGCGGGCCUCGGUGCUCUCCCUCUUCCUGACGGCUCUGCAGUGUCUGCUGUUCUCAGUUUGUGCCUCCACCCCGUACCUGCAGCUUCAGUACCUCACUUUCAUCCUGCAGGUGAUCAACCGCUCCUUCCUGUACGGCGGCAACGCAGCCUUCAUCAGCGUGGCGUUCCCAUCAUGCCACUUUGGGAAGCUGUAUGGUAUGAUCAUGGCUCUGUCUGCAGUGUUUUCUCUGCUGCAGUAUCCCUGCCUUGCCCUGGUGAAAGCUCUGGAUGGAGACCCUUUAUAUGUGAACAUCGGCCUGACGGUGCUCAGCCUCCUCGCCUUCGUCCACCCGCUCUCCGUCUACCUGCACUGUCGAAGUCUUGCCUCCCAGCGAACCAAGAGCAAAGCCUCCUCUUAGAGACCGUAAACUGAGAGCACCAACUUGCACUAAAAAUAUCCUUCAUUUCCCUGCAAUGCUGUUACCUCUGUGUUUGUUUGGUAAAUAUGGAUUGUAUGGUUGUGUGGUAUGGCCACAUGUAUCCUACUUGGAAAGCAACAUCAAGUGCUUGUAUUAAGAGGUGUGUGCCAUAGCACAGUCGCCACAUUCUUUGAGCAUGUCGGCAACCAAAUGGAAUGUAUCCGUAAUGAUUAAGGCAAGACACUACAGGUGCAUAAAAAAAAUAUGUUGUGCCUGUAGUGUCUGGCCUUAAGAGCUUGUUGUGUGCAGCAUGCCUUUGUUGACCAUCGCACAUAACCUUUUACCUCAUGUGAGAUUUCCAGGAUACAUCAUUUUAUUUUCACAGGGUGAUCUGAUGCAUGAAUUAGAUUUUUUUACACUGAUUUUUAAAGUUGUAGAGUGAUGCUGUGCCGUUACCUUAAGUAUCUCAGUUCAUCCAGUUACAAUCAGUGUACUUCUUUGGGGAAGCCAGCUUAGCUUUGUCUGUUUUUUGUUUAGUGUUAGCUGCACUAAUUCUACAUUUCCAUGACUGUGACACAUGUUAGAAUAUUUGUAUAAUGCAAGCUCAUGUAUUCCUGCUUCUUUUUUUGUAUUCUGUGUAACUCUAGCCAUCUAUCAAAUGGGAUUGAAAGUGCCAAAAGAUAAUGCACUUUAUUGUGAAAAAUUGAAAACAUUCUAGAUAUUGCUGAUGUUAGUGCAGACUUCUUCGAGUUAACUCUCGUAAUGUUGAGUGUAUUGACUGCAUGAGGGACAGUCAGUUUGUAUUGUUUUACUUGCACCAAUCAGUGAUGUGUAUUGUGACAAAAUAUGAACUCUGGUUCAUCCUUUGGUAUAAAAGCUGCUGUUACUUUACCAAGGGAGUACUUUUUAGAUGCAUUGAAUGGAGCAGGAAGCACAGUGCUGCCACCUGCUGGCCUCUAUUGUACCACUUAUGUGCUAAACAUUACAAAUGAUUUCCUUUUAUGUGUAACAUAUGAAGUCUCAGGAGUUUGGUGUGUUUGUGUAAUGCAGAAUUUGAAUUUUUAAUUUGGUGCAUAAAAGUUUAUAAAGGGAAAGUUAUACUCUUUUUUUAUUUUAUUAUUUUUUACCAGUAUGUUUGAAGCUUAAGACAAGACUUAAGCGGCGGUAAUGAACUCUUACUAUAAAUAUGCAAAAUACAGACAUUGUUUUGAUAUGUAGUAAAAUGCAUUAUUGCUUUUUGAUAUUUACAUUUGCUCAAGUACUUCUAAAUCUUUCAGUUUUCGACUAAUGUGAAAAAAGUAUGCACAUGCAGACAACUGGCUAAUACAGAUGGUGUAGAAAAUGCAAUUGCGAUCUAAGAUAUUUUUUAAAAGACCAUAAAUUAAACAACUGCAGAAACUAUUUGUUGUCCAAAUUGAAAACAUUAAAUUGUAUUGAAAUAAACAUUAACAUGAUAUUGAAAGACU
Molecule: messenger RNA, 3214 nt
Organism: Scatophagus argus
Lineage: Eukaryota; Metazoa; Chordata; Actinopteri; Scatophagidae
Gene: slc43a3b
Product: solute carrier family 43 member 3b
Exons: 13
Coding region: 315-1748 (477 amino acids)
Biological process (GO): transmembrane transport
Molecular function (GO): transmembrane transporter activity
Source: RefSeq, a predicted model, not a curated record